Molecule: messenger RNA, 890 nt
Organism: Limulus polyphemus (Atlantic horseshoe crab)
Lineage: Eukaryota; Metazoa; Arthropoda; Merostomata; Xiphosura; Limulidae
Exons: 2
Coding region: 84-890 (268 amino acids)
Source: RefSeq, a predicted model, not a curated record
UUAUCCUUAGCGUGUUCUCUGCCUUACCAAGACUAUCACAGAAAAUCAGACAGAUCGAGGAAUUUUGACUCUACGUGAACACGAUGAAAGUGGUUCUAGUUAACCUCUGUUUCCUCUUCUUGCGGGGGCACAUUGCUCUUGGUUUGGAAGACCCGUACAACCGGUUUAACCAGGCUGAAGACUCGGUUUAUGGAGGACCCCGUACGUACAGCGAUUAUGUUCGAUACCCGUAUGACAAGUACAUUUAUCGCGAUGCACCAGAUUACAGAUACGGGACUCAUUAUGACAGUUCUAGCAAUGGCAAGUAUUCCUAUGGCAACAGGUAUAAUGAUCUUUAUGGAAAGCGUCCAGUAAACAGCUACAACAGUCGAUACCAGCAAACCACCAGUAAAUACAGUCUCGAUAACAGACCUGAUUAUCAGGAUCGGUACAAUCCUUCAUACCAUUCAAGUAAUGAACCAGAAGGACGUUACUAUGGAAACAGAUAUACGUACUAUCGAGAUGAGCCAAAGUACUCAUUUGAUCGGAAUCACAAUCCCAGUUAUUCUCCAUAUCGAUACAACGAUAAUGAGUUAUCCAAACAAAAGGAUUACCGCCACGACUCACGGUAUGGAGAUCGAAACUAUCCGGACGAUCAUCGUAUCUAUUAUAACCUUCAGACGGGGGAAUAUAGAGUAUCAGGUGACAAGGAACAUUCCAAUUCAUAUCGUCCCUAUGGUGGUAUUAAUAAUUCUUAUCCUGGCUAUUACCAGUCUAGUUACGGACUCUUAAAGGAUUACUUGGGAUAUGAGUGGGCCAGUCCAUCUGGCUAUCUCGGAUACGGGCCAGGAUAUAGACGAAGCUAUAGUAAGGAGGAAACCAGCAAGGAUGCUGUCAAGGAAGAAGAAUGA